Populus trichocarpa (black cottonwood) is the source of this 942-nucleotide messenger RNA. Its product is annotated as universal stress protein PHOS32. Lineage: Eukaryota; Viridiplantae; Streptophyta; Magnoliopsida; Malpighiales; Salicaceae. The coding region runs from base 204 to 719 and encodes 171 amino acids. The transcript has 4 exons. The record is from RefSeq and is a predicted model, not a curated record.
AAAACCCACAGACAGCCAACAGUUUUGAACCUCACCCAACUCCAAGUUGACGACAUCUUCUUAUAUAAUAAACACACUUUCCUUCUCUUUCUCCCAACACAAACAAGCAACAAACCUUAGCCUUCACAAACUUUCUCUAUAACCUUGCCUAUCCUUGAUUCUUAACCCUCCGAUCAAACUACUUACCCCCCCCCUGUCAAUCAAUGGCUGAUGAAAUGGGAGCAGCAGAAGAACGCAAGAUCCUGGUAGCUGUUGACGAGAGUGAAGAGAGCAUGCACGCUCUUUCAUGGUGUCUCAAGAAUGUCCUGGUUUCUAACAAUCCUUCCAAAGAUACACUAAUUCUUCUUUAUGUAAAGCCUCCUAGAGUUGUCUACUCUUCUCUUGAUGGCACAGGAUAUUUGCUUUCUUCUGAUAUCAUGGCAACUAUGCAGAAGUAUAGCAAUGAUAUUGCUGAUUGUGUUAUAGAGAAGGCCAAAAGGAUGUGUAGAGAACAAGUUCAAGAUGUCAAGGUGGAGACAAUAAUUGAGCAUGGUGAUGCAAGGGAUCUCAUUUGCCAGGCAGCAGAGAAAUUGCAUGCUGACAUGCUGGUCAUGGGCAGCCAUGGCUAUGGUCUUAUCAAGAGGGCAUUUCUUGGAAGCGUGAGCAACCACUGUGCACAGAAUGUGAAGUGCCCUGUUCUGAUCGUGAAGAGGCCCAAAUCAAAUUCUGGAAGCAAAUGAGUAAAAUAGAUAUAUAAAUAGAGAGAUCUUCUUGUUAAUGUGUGAUUUUGAACAUCUCUGUGUGUCCUUUCCUAUGUAUCCUAUUAAGGAUGUGUAACCUUUGUAUUUGUACAUAAUUCCAAGGACUCCAUUCCUUGUCUCUUCUCCUUUAUUUGGCUGAGCAAGCCUUUGUUUCUGAGUGAGACUGGUUGAAAAAUGUAAGGGAUUUUGCAUCACUUGGACA